GGGGGGUGGGGGGGGGUUAAGGGAGGAACAGAAAGUGAAGCAGCAGCUAAUCAGUUUGGAGCUGCAGGACGAUGAAGCUGCUGCUGGUUCUGGUUCUGGUUCUGGUCUCUGUGCAGCGUUCAGAGUGUGUGCGGUGUUUUGCACACUUUGACCUGACCUCGGGGCAGUGUGAUGAAGAGAUCGGUGAGGUUGAUGAAGACGACUGCUGUCAGAACAUUCAGUACGGAUAUCAGGAAGCAGACGGGGGGUGUCAGUCCUGUGGUCCUCUGGUGUGGGCAUCCUGGUCGUCAUGGUCACCGUGUACCGCUCUGUGUGGGCAGGGAGUGAGACAGAGGACCAGGAAGUGUUUUGGAAUCGGCCAAUCAGACUGUGGCAGCAGAGACGAAAAACUGCAGACGGAACCGUGCAGCGGAACCUGCUGCGAUGAUAAGGGGUGGGGCUUGUGGCUGCCCUGGUCUCCGUGUUCUGUUUCCUGUGGAGAAGGAACCAGGAAGAGGAAGAGAAUCUGUUCCAGUUCAGCUGAGUGUAGUUCAGCCUGCAGCGGACCCUCAGAGGAGACAGACACCUGUCCUACACACACCACCUGUCCAGUCCAUGGUGGUUGGUCAGACUGGUCUAACUGGUCCCAGUGUUCUGGUUCGUGUAUUGAUGACCAGCGCAGUGAUGUCAUCGCCCCCUCCAGACAGCGACAGCGUACCUGUUCAAGCCCCGCCCCCUCUAGUGACACGGUGCCACCUGGCAACCGUUGCCCUGGAGACGAUGUGGACGUACAGGCCUGCAGCGAGCUCCCCAACUGUCCAGUGGACGGCAGCUGGGGGGCGUGGUCUCCGCCCGGGAAGUGCUCCGCCUCCUGUGGGGAGGGGCUGCAGCUGUCAAUCAGAGCCUGCGAUAGUCCCGCCCCCAAAUAUGGAGGACGAUUCUGUGAAGGACAGAGUGCUCAGAGCAGCAAGUGUCUCAGUGUUUGUGCAGUGGACGGGUCCUGGUCUGGCUGGUCCAGUUGGGGGGAGUGUUCCUCUUCCUGUGUCUCAGUAGACCGCCCCCCCCUCAGGACUCGUCACCGCUCCUGUUCAAACCCCCCCCCUUCAUCCAGCCCCCCCGGCAAAGGUUGCCAUGGUGACGACAGCCAAACAGAGAACUGUAACCACCUGCCUCACUGCUCAGUGGAUGGAGGAUGGGGGUCUUGGCCCUCCUUCUCUUCCUGUCCUGUUACUUGUGGAGUCGGCCUGCAGCUGUCACUCAGGAAAUGUGAUAGUCCCGCCCCCAAACACGGCGGUCAGCCUUGUGCUGGAGAGGAACGCAGAACCAACAUCUGUACAACCAACGUACACUGUCCAGUGGACGGCGUGUGGUCCGAGUGGUCGUCAUGGAGCCAGUGUAAGUCCCCGUUCCCUAACAAAGUCAUCAAAUGUAAGCAGCUGCCGGGCAGUCAGACUCGAGACCGGCAGUGUCUCCAUCGAGCUCACAACGGGUCCAUCUGCAGCGGGGAAGGACUCACGGACCGACGAUACUGCUAUGAUAUCACCGGCUGUCACAUGAAGGGCACCUGGGAGGGAUGGGAGCCGUGGACGUACUGUAACCCUCCCUGUGGAGGAAACCCCCGACGCGCCAGGAAGAGGAAGUGUAAACCUGACUUCAGCGGCUACAGGCCGACGGUCGGGCGUCUGAAGGAGAAAGCGACGUUCUUCGGGGAUCCGACUGCAGACUGCGGAGACGUGCCGCUCAACGAGAAGUUUCAGGUUGAACAAUGUCUCAACGUGCCGGCCUGCACCUGAAUACUCCAUCUGUCCUCUCUGUCCUCAC
Scomber japonicus (chub mackerel) is the source of this 1800-nucleotide messenger RNA. RefSeq names its product properdin-like. The transcript is spliced from 11 exons. NCBI's taxonomy places the organism in Eukaryota, Metazoa, Chordata, Actinopteri, Scombriformes, Scombridae. The record is from RefSeq and is a predicted model, not a curated record. The coding region runs from base 72 to 1772 and encodes 566 amino acids.